AUGGAAGCGGAGCAUUUAAGCGGCGGCGGAAGGGUCAAACCCGAGCGGGGCGACAACCGGCGCUACAAGACGGCCUUGAUUGCGUGUGCGUGCCUCUGCGCCGCUCUCCUCCUGGCGCUCAUCGUGGUGUCCCAAAGAAGUCAUCAACAGGAAUUCUGCCUGACUCCGGAGUGCAUAGAAGCCGCUGGAGCCAUUCUGAGCAAAAUGGACAAGUCGGUGGACCCCUGCGAGGACUUUUACACCUUCUCUUGUGGAGGUUGGCUGGAGGACAAUCCCAUUCCCGAAGACUCUUCAUCGUACGGGAUCUACCCGUGGCUACGGCAGCAAGUGGACUUGCGCCUCAAAGAGUUACUGGAAAUGCCGUCUGAAGCCCACGAGCUGGAGGCGGUGACUAAGGCUAAGACACUCUACCGAUCCUGCAUGAAUGAGAGCUUAUUGGAGGAGGCAGACGCUCAGCCGGUGCUCGGGACGCUCCAGCAACCCGACUUCCGCUGGCCCGUGUUGGGCGACGGCCUGGGCGGUGCCUUCCGCUGGUCUGAGCCCGACUGGAACCUUCUGCGCUCUCUGGCUAGCCUGCGUAACCAGCACGGCAAGAGCGUCCUCAUCCGGAUUUACGUGGCCCCCGACGACAAGAACUCCUCCAGAUAUGUCAUCAAGCUGGAUCAGGCGUCUUUAUGUCUACCCUCAAGGGAGGAUUACAUCACCAACACCUCUGCUGCACAGAUGUACCGCGCGGCUUUGCUGAGCUUGAUGGUGGACACGGCAGUCAUGCUAGGCGCCCCCCAGAAAGCGGCGCGGGUCCAGAUGGAGAAAGCGCUGGACUUUGAGACCAAGCUGGCUCACAUAAUAAUUCCCUACGAGAACCGAACCAGUGAAAACAUGUACAACAGAUACACGCUAUCAAGACUACAACGCCAGCUACCACAGUUGGACUGGUUGUUCUUUGUCAAAUCUGUGAUGGAGUUGGAAAGCGAGCCAUCUCUGGUUGUGUCCUCCUCGGAACCUGUCAUCGUUCGAGCACCGCAGUACUUCCGAGACCUGGUCAAGCUCAUUAACGCCACCGACCCCAGGACUGUGGCUAACUACGUCCAGUGGAGGGCAGUUUUCUCCAAGCUGACCACCCUCAGCCGCCGUUUCCUCUACAGAUACCUGGACUACGCCAGGGUAACCACGGGAACUACGUCUUUGACGCCGCGCUGGGACAAGUGCAUCAACUACAUUGAGAACACGCUGACCUACGCCACAGGCCGACUCUUUAUCGAUACGUACUUCCACGAGGACAAAAAAGACAUGAUGAACGAGCUAAUCGAUGGCGUCCGCUGGGCUUUCGUGGACAUGCUUCAGAAGGAGAACGAUUGGAUGGACGAGGCCACCAAAACCAGAGCUGUCGAAAAAGCUUACGCCGUUCUGGCUAAAGUGGGCUACCCCGAGUUCAUCCGGAACGACACCUACAUCAACGAUGACUUAAAGGAGCUGGAAUUCGACGAGAACGACUACUACGGCAACGUGCUGCAGACGCUCAAAUUCAUCGCUCAGUCCGACAUGGCUUGGCUUCGAAAGAAAGUCCCGCGCACAGAGUGGUUCACCAACCCCACUACAGUCAAUGCCUUCUACAGCUCAUCCACCAAUCAAAUAAGAUUUCCUGCUGGUGAGCUCCAAAAACCCUUUUUUUGGGGAAACGAGUACCCGAGGUCGUUGAGUUACGGUGCCAUCGGCGUGAUCGUGGGACACGAGCUGACGCACGGGUUCGACAACAACGGGCGCAAGUAUGACAAGGACGGCAACCUGGACCAGUGGUGGAGCAACUCGUCGGUCACGGCCUUCAACGAUAAGACGCAGUGCAUGGUGGAGCAGUACAAUGACUACUACUGGGAGGAGGCAGGGUUAAAUGUCCGCGGCAAGAGGACACUAGCGGAGAACAUCGCGGACAACGGCGGCAUGAGACAAGCGUUCAGGGCGUACCGACGUUGGGUCGACGAGAGCCGCGGCGGCGUCGAAGAACCGCUCCUACCCGGCGUGGGACUGGACAACAACCAGCUGUUCUUCCUCAGCUACUCCCACGUCCGCUGCAACUCGUACCGGGCCGAAGCGGCCAGGGACCAAAUUCAGACCGGCGCGCACAGUCCGCCAAAGUACAGGGUCGUCGGAGCGAUGAGUAACUUCCCCGAGUUCAGCAAGGCCUUCAACUGCCCUGAUUCGGCCGUCAUGAACAGAGGCCAACAGUCCUGCCGUGUGUGGUGA
This is a messenger RNA of Nerophis lumbriciformis (worm pipefish), 2241 nucleotides long. The record is from RefSeq and is a predicted model, not a curated record. NCBI's taxonomy places the organism in Eukaryota, Metazoa, Chordata, Actinopteri, Syngnathiformes, Syngnathidae.